AUGGCCGGGGAGGCAGGAGGGGGGCGGCCCCGCGACUGGCUCUCGACAGACGAGACGGCGGCGGCCUUCCUCUCCCGCUCUCUCUCCACGCGCCCCCCCAUCCUCCUCCCGGCGCCGCUCCACCGCGCGCCGCUUCGCCCGGGCAACGUUGUUGAAAUCGCUGGCCCGUCCGGCUCCGGCAAGUCCCAGCUGCUCCUCAUGUCUGCAGUGCAGUGCAUACUACCAAAGGAGUGGGAAGGUGUCUAUUUCGGCGGCCUGGGGAAAACAGUCAUGUACAUUGACUUGGACUGCCGAUUUGAUGUGCUGCGGCUGGCUCAGAUCCUGAGGAAGCGCAUUGCGGCGGGCUGUGGUUCAGUGCAUCCAACAAAUGAAAAUUUUGAGACUGAUGGUUCAAAAGAUAAAUUUCAUUCGUUUGAAAGUACACUGUUUUCUGAUUGCAUGAAGCGUUUCCUGUGUGUCCGCUGUUACAAUAGUUCUGAACUUAUAGCUGCUUUGAAGAGUCUAAAAUCUCAAUCUGAAGCAAGGAACGAAAUGUUUGGUAUUGGUAUAUAUUUCCUUAUGUUAGACAGCAUUGGCGCAUUCUACUGGAUAGAUCGUGCUCUUCAACCUACUAGAGAGAGUAAAGGGAAAACUCUAUCAUUUCAGAGUAUCACCGAAACUGUUGUCCAGGAGAUACACAAGUUUUUGCAACUUCAACCUAUUUUGGUGUUGGUCACAAAGGCACCUAUUUAUGGUGAAGGAAUCACAACAUCCAACGACUUCCAAAGGGGUUCUUCAAAAUACAUGUCAGAGGAUUCAACAGCUUUGGGAUAUCCGAAACGGGAAGAAGAAAGAAAUGGUUCAUGUCGCGAAUACAUGCCAUCUGCAUGGCAGACAUUUGUUACGCACAGGAUAAAGUUGCAAGACUUAGCACAAGAAGCAGGGUUUUUCUCUGAGCAGGAAAAUGCAAUACUUUCUGUGCAUACUUGUGAGUGGGUGCAGCCUUCGCUGAACAUAAAAGAGAAGUUCUAUAUCAAGGAUGACGGUGUUGGCCUUAUACAGUGA
Triticum turgidum subsp. durum (durum wheat) is the source of this 1044-nucleotide messenger RNA. The record is from the annotation of a GenBank genome assembly. Lineage: Eukaryota; Viridiplantae; Streptophyta; Magnoliopsida; Poales; Poaceae.